This is a messenger RNA of Micropterus dolomieu (smallmouth bass), 6084 nucleotides long. It is a transcript of the gene mapk1, whose product is annotated as mitogen-activated protein kinase 1. Lineage: Eukaryota; Metazoa; Chordata; Actinopteri; Centrarchiformes; Centrarchidae. The record is from RefSeq and is a predicted model, not a curated record. Gene Ontology annotation, biological process: protein phosphorylation; intracellular signal transduction. Bases 244 to 1353 code for a protein of 369 amino acids. Gene Ontology annotation, molecular function: ATP binding; MAP kinase activity. The transcript is spliced from 9 exons. Gene Ontology annotation, cellular component: cytoplasm; nucleus.
CCCUGCCUGCCUGCCUGCCUGCGACAGCACAGCAGUGGUGUGGUCGCUCUGAACGCACGUUAACGGCGUACCUAGUGAAAGCCUCGGCCUCUCGGGAAACCCUGCUCCACUCACAGCGACGACGGAUAUAAACACACACAUAUAUUUUUGUAAACUUGGUUCCUGUGUGUAUUUGAUAGCGUUGUAAAAAAACAACAACAACAACAACAAAAAAAAAAAACCAACAAAAAGCCAGUGCUCAUAAUGGCGACAGCUGCGGUGUCUGCCCCUGCUGGCUGCGGCCCCAGCCCCGGGUCGGGAACGGAGCUGGUCCGCGGGCAGGCCUUCGAUGUCGGGCCUCGGUACAGCAACCUCUCCUACAUCGGGGAAGGAGCCUAUGGGAUGGUGUGCUCUGCCUACGACCGGGACAACAAGAUACGUGUGGCCAUUAAGAAGAUCAGCCCCUUUGAGCACCAGACGUACUGCCAACGCACCCUGAGAGAGAUCAAAAUCCUUCUGCGCUUCAAACAUGAGAACAUCAUCGGAAUCAAUGACAUCAUCCGCACACCAACCAUUGACCAGAUGAAGGAUGUAUAUAUUGUCCAGGAUCUCAUGGAGACAGACUUGUACAAGCUCCUGAAGACUCAACACCUGAGCAACGACCACAUCUGCUACUUCCUCUACCAGAUCCUGCGAGGGCUCAAGUACAUCCACUCUGCCAACGUCCUGCACCGCGACCUGAAGCCCUCCAACCUUCUGCUCAACACCACCUGUGAUCUCAAGAUUUGUGAUUUUGGUUUGGCUCGUGUGGCUGAUCCUGACCACGAUCACACUGGUUUCCUAACGGAGUACGUAGCCACUCGUUGGUACCGAGCACCUGAGAUCAUGCUCAACUCCAAGGGCUAUACCAAGUCCAUAGACAUCUGGUCAGUGGGUUGCAUCCUGGCUGAGAUGUUGUCCAACAGGCCAAUCUUUCCUGGGAAGCACUACUUGGAUCAGCUUAACCACAUUUUGGGGAUCCUGGGUUCUCCCUCUCAGGAGGAUCUCAACUGCAUCAUCAACAUUAAGGCCAGGAACUAUCUUUUGUCGCUGCCUUUGCGCUGCAAGGUGCCGUGGAACCGCCUCUUCCCCAACGCUGAUCCCAAAGCUCUGGACCUGUUGGACAAGAUGUUGACCUUUAACCCUCACAAGAGGAUCGAGGUGGAGGAGGCCCUGGCGCACCCCUACCUGGAACAAUAUUACGACCCCACAGAUGAGCCUGUUGCUGAGGCCCCGUUCAAGUUUGACAUGGAGCUGGAUGACCUACCCAAAGAGACACUGAAGGAGCUCAUCUUUCAAGAAACUGCACGUUUCCAGCCCGGCUUUAGGUCCUAACAUCUCAGACAGAUGAUUCUGUGGAAUGGCUUCUGCGUUGCCACUGCUCCUCCCCGACUCCACACUGUUGCUGUGAUGUUGGUUGUUUUUUUGUUUUUUUGUAUUUGUUUAUUUUCCUCUCCUGUUGUCCACAUUACCUGGAUUCCUUGGGUCUCACUCGUCAAGUCCACUUUGCUCAGGAAUGGCGUCAGGAAUCAAUCAAUCAAUCAUUCUCUCUCUCUUUCUGUUUGUCUCUCUCUUUCUUCACAUCACACCUUACAGUUUGGGGGAUGAUUUUGUGUUUUAAGCCAAGAUAAACAACUUUUUUUGUGUCUUUCAAAGGCGUUUGGCUCUCUUCAAGACCUUGUAUGUCCAGUUGAAUGAUAGAGUAGCUGUUGUGUUUGUCGUUGCAGCGGUGGUGGUUAAAACUCUGCCUACGUUGCACAAACAGUAGAUUGUUUAUAAGAAUCAUCCAUCAUUAAAAAGGUCUUUUGAAUUUUCCUUUGUUGCACUGUUACAAGGGAUUCCUUGAUCUUUUUUUUUUCUUUUCUCUUUAGAGGAAAGAAAAACCCAAAUUAACCAUCUGAUUUAUGCAAUGAAAUCACAAAAUCAGCCUGAGACUUUACAGGCCACAAGCCAUCAGUGGGUGGUGUUGAGGAUAUAUAUUUUAACAGACCUUGUAUUUUAAUUCUUAAAACACACACAUUUUUAUAUAUAUAAAUUAAUAAUAAAAAUUCCCCCGUUGUAAUUUGUCAUUGGCUUCAGUAAGAUAUCACUUUGUGUGUAAAUACACCUAAUUAUAGGUGGAUGGAAGGUUGUCACCAUCAAUUUCUGCCUUAGCCAUGAUCUACUAAAGGAAAGGUCUGUUCGUUUCAUACAGGUCUGUAUGUACAGUAUGACAUUUUUCAUAUGAGGGAAUUUUAAUGCAUCAGGACAAGAAUUCAGUUUUCACACAUAACUUGUUUUAUCUGGAGGAAACCUUGUUGCGCCUCACUUUUCGUCCCGAUUCGUGUUUUCCUUUUUCUUCUUCUUCGUCAGUCUCUGUUAAUCUCUCUCUCUCGCCUUGUUAGAAUAAUACUGUGCCCUUUGCAUGACUGUUAUAAGCUCUGUAUACAAAGACAACGAUGUUAAGUGCCACACAAGCCAGGCAGAUCCGCCAGGAGAGUGCCCAGGCUCGUUUUGUUCUACUUUUUUGUGGUAUAUCACACCUCCCAAUCACAUGGUGCUUUUUGUUCAGUUUCUUUCUUUUGCUUCAGCAGUCUCUUUGUCUGUUUUUAUCUCAUCUCCAUUGUUGUUUAGGUCUAUAGGUUUCUGUCUCCUCCGUUUUUAGCCAGACUCCAUCUGCAUGCUAAGACAUCUUGUUGUGUUUGCAAAUAGGAGAAUAACCAUAUAAACUGUAUGUUACAAAAACCACAAAACAUGUUGUUUUCUGAACCUGAGAAAUGGGAUCCAGGUGUGAUACAAUUGAAAUAAUACUCGUAACAGAUCAUGUUAUCCUUCGGAACAUUUUUGUUUUGCUUUAAAUUGCACAUUUUCACGCUGAAAACAGUCGACAUGUCAGCACCAGCAGACAACUGCAGUAGAACUAAAAUGUUUUUUUUAAAAAGUACAGAACUGCAGCAGAAGUCGAAACCAUACUUCUUGUCAGUAACCGCUGAUUAAAGACUGUUGAAUCUGAAGGUUUUAUUUUAAGCGAAAGGAAUUAUGACUUUAAAGAUUAUAUAUGUGGAAACUCUGGGGGACAAACUGAACAAGCCAGAAGCGCUAAGGCUUCAUCAACCACCCGUGUCAUUUAAUGUCAGUAUCACUGCAGCGUCUAUCAUUUCAGUUUGUUUACAAGUGGGCCUCAAAUGUAUUCAGUGUCAGUGUACACGUAGCCUUCGGUUAGGUUACAGUACUGCAGCUUCAAAAGAAACGCUCAUGUGGCAACGUGUGAGUGACCUAAUGAAUGAAAUAAUGUAGUAUUAUUUACGACACUAAAGCAUCGCAAAGUAGAUUUAAAGUCAAAAUCUACCUGAAUGGAUUCUUCAAGAAUCUUGCUGUGCUGGCACUUAAACUAUGAAAUUAGAGAAUAAAAUCUAAAAUGAGACAAUUUCAGACCUUUUGAGCAGGUUUGGCUGAUUUUUCAUUCUUUCCUAUGACGACGACGACGAUGUGUAUAUGGGCCGUGACAAAAGUAUUGGGUGAUCUGUAAACUCGUGAUUUUUAUAUUUCUGUCAGAAAAUUAGUGAAGCUAAACUCAUCUUUUGAUUCUUAUGCUACAUUUGCAUACAUGUCAAAAAGCAAUUCUCGGUUGUACAAGCAUCCCUCUGAGGGCAGAACCAAAGAACCACAGUUUAACUUUGUGUUUCACUUUUGCUCUGGCUGAAUAACUGAAACUGAGUGGGGGAAGUAGAGGCUAAGAGAGGAAUGCUCUACUCAAAUGCAUUAAAGCCAUAAACGCUCAGUCUGUUGCACCUCUGACCACACCCAACAGUGAUGUCACGGUCGCACCCUGAAGUACACUUACAGCCUGAUUAGAAGUUAAACCACAGGAGGUCAGCAAAAACAAGAUGUUCAGAUGACAUUAAAUUGCUCUUUAAAAGGAAUCUGCAAUUGUCUAAGUAAGCUAGCUAGCGUGCUGAGCUAAGAGAAAUAUGUGUUUGUGAUUUAUUGAAAAGAAAAGAACCUCUAACGCCUUAUUUUACAGGUCUGUAAAUUCUAAACAUUCCUAAGAUGUUUUCUGGAAAGAUGUAAUUUGGUCCUAAUUCUAGGUCAAUUAGAGACUGUUUAAUAGAGCUACAACGAAUGAUAGUUUUCAUCAUUGUUUAAUCAUUCGAUUAUUUUGAUGAUUAAUUGUUUGUUUUUAAAAAAAAAAAGUUCCUGGAUCUUUCAGGUAACCUUUUUUCCCACCAACAGUCAAAAACCCAGAGAUAUUAAGUUAACAAUGAAAAGUGAGAAAACAUGUUCUGAGAGGCCGUAAUCAAAUGUUUAGUAUUUUACUUUGAUAAAUAGUUCAGCAGAGUACUUGACUAUUUAUUUUUUGUCGAUCAGCUAAUUGAUUAACCACCUAAUCAUUUUAUCCGUAGUGCGUAUUGGUCCACUUCCAAAUUAAUUCAUUCCACUUCCAAUUGCUAAGAAGUGUAACUUAGAGUCUUUUAGGCAGUGCACAGCAGGUCAGAUGAACUGGCACAAUUUUAUCUCAAUACAAUUAAAAAUUACAGCAUGCAUGAAAAAUAAAGUUUACAUUUAUAAAUUCAUGAUGACUAAAGUAUACACUUGAGUUUAAAUGGUGCAGCCCUUUCAAAGAAAAUUCAAAUUUAAUAAACUUUUAACUCAACACUUUCUCUCUGUUUCCCAUAUAAUUACUCAGUUCUUUCCAGGAAACUAUUAAGAUAAAAAAUAGAAAAUAACAGAUCUGUAAACAUAAAAAAAUUGUAUAAAUUUAUAUAUUUAAAAAAAAAAAAAUGUAUUUCUUCCCUCUUUGAUCAAACCGCCCAAAAAAUGGUUUUAUUGGUUCUGUCGACAGAGAUUUAACUCAUUUGAUGACAUUUGGAAAAACGUUAAUGACUGAACUGCCACUGCAGAAAUGAUUCUCAAAUUUCACCUGAGCUGACUUUUAACGUGAGGUAAAGACUCCUCGGUCCCAGUCCUCCUCACACUCGCUGUACACACCCGUCUGUCACACAGUUAUUAAAUGCACUUGCUUCUACAGUAGUUGGGAUGGAAUUUGUAAUCCAAGGUGCCUGCCAGGACUUGACUUACCUGUAGAUAGUCUUUUUUUUUUGGGUGGGGGGGAGGCACUGGAAACCUUACUGGGAUUAGUUGUAUAAAAAAAGCUUCUGCUGAGUUCUUUGUGCAACCUGUCUGUUUGUGCCUUUUUUGAUAGUCUUGAUAUCCAAGAUUUGAUGUGCAGCUUUUGUUUAGUCAGGAAUCCGUUGUAAUCGCAGUAUAUGCUCUUAAAAAUGAACACAAUCAAGUCAAGGGGGUGGGAGAUAUCGUGGGUGGGUAUCCUUAUCUUUCAGUUAUGUACAUUUUAAAGAGAUUUGUUGCCACAGCUGUGAUUUGUGACUGUAUUAAAAAAAAUGAAAAACAAACAUUUAUAUUUUUUGCCUUACCCUUUUUCCUUGAGCCUGUUUUUUUUUUCUUUUUUUUUUUUUUUCUUUUUUGAUGUUUUUGUGCAGAUAUUUUUAUUGUAAAAUGAAUGUUAUGUUUCUAUCAGACACUAAUCUUGUUUGAGUUGUCUCCAGUGGAACUACUUCACUCUGUAUGUUUUGAUCAGUAUAAACCUUUUAAUUGUGUAGUUAACGUUUCUGAAAGAGAAAAAUAAAACCUUGGUUGUGUUUUAAAGGUUGACCUGCCAUAGAAAUUGUUUGAAUUGAUUGGUCAGUUUUAUUUUGCUGUCGUGUGAAGGAUUAGACUUGAACGAAGCUUUUCUUUGCUAUUAUUAAAGACUGACUGCCACUUUGAAUAAUCUGUUUUUAAUAUUUAGUUUUUCUUUUUUGCAACUCUGCCAUGACAUUUAAAUAGACGUUCAUUAAAAACACUGUACCUUCAUUAACAUCUCCAAAGUCUCUUUGUAAGCCAGAGUUCAAGACAAUACGACACAGAUUUCAGAAGCAUUAGAGACGACUUCUUUUACUGCUGUCAGCAUCUGUCAUUACAUACAGAACUGUAAAAUAAAAGUUUCUUGGAGCGACCAAGUAUACAAUUAAAAGUGUGGUUAAAUGAGAAGAGUGAAAAUUCUUAAUAAAAAUGAUGUAUUGAAGUGUG